Molecule: messenger RNA, 1916 nt
Organism: Asparagus officinalis (garden asparagus)
Lineage: Eukaryota; Viridiplantae; Streptophyta; Magnoliopsida; Asparagales; Asparagaceae
Product: serine/threonine-protein kinase HT1-like
Exons: 2
Coding region: 383-1615 (410 amino acids)
Biological process (GO): protein phosphorylation
Molecular function (GO): protein kinase activity; ATP binding
Source: RefSeq, a predicted model, not a curated record
UUAAAAAAAAAGGGGGGGAAAUCUGACAGAAGAACGAGAAAAACGACGACACAGUGGUCGUCUCUCUUCUCUCUCUCAUCGCCACUGGGCAAUCGCAAGACAAGACCUAACGCCUCUCUCUCUCUCUCUCUCUCUAAAGCAACCCCACUCGAUCUUUACUCUGCGCAAACCCUCUCCACCGAGCUCGAUCUCAUCGAAUUCCACCGUCUCUAGGGUUUUCUAGGGUUUCAAGAAGAAAUCCCUAAUUGACCAUCGCGAUGGACCUCAACGAGUUCUCCUAACGCCUCAUUCCCUUCAUCUUCUCCUCAAAACCUCGCGAUCGAGCUCAGUUUCAUUGAAUUCUGCAGCCUCAGGUGUUUUUUCUUUCUUUUUAGGGUUUCAGAUGGAUCUCAACGGGUUCUCCUUUGGCAACGACAACAGAAUCCACCACAACUUCUUCGAUGCCGGCUACCUCAAGCUCGGCCUGGGCGGCGGCGACGAUACCGUCACUGCUGGCAUGUCCAUCUCCUGCAGCGCAGGGGUAGGGUCCACCGUGAUGCAGGCCGACAACAACAGCAGCGUGGGGUCCAACUCCGGCAACUCCCGGACCAGAAUCCUCCACCACCCCGGUCUCAAGGCCUUCGAGGACCUCUCCACAAGGAACAGCGUGGUCGGGCCCCGCCGCCGGGGCCCCCGCUCUCUCGACAACGACAUAUUGGCCCAACUGUUGAUGGACCCGAAUCAGCCCACUCUCUCUCUCGGGAGUUAUGAGCAAUGGGCCAUUGAUCUCAGUAAGCUCAACAUGGGUGAUGUAUUUGCUCAGGGAGCCUUCGGCAAGCUCUAUCGCGGGACCUACAACGGCGAGGAGGUCGCCAUUAAGCUGUUGGAGAGGCCGGAGAAUGAUCCAGAACAUGCUCAGACGAUGGAGCAACAGUUUGCUCAAGAGGUGAUGUUGUUGUCUAAUUUGAAGCACCCUAACAUUGUUGGAUUUGUAGGAGCUUGUAGGAAGCAGAUGGUGUGGUGUAUAGUGACUGAGUAUGCUAAGGGCGGGUCGGUGAGGCAGUUCUUGAUGAAGAGGCAUCAUAGGUCAAUACCCGUGCGGGUUGCAGUGAGACAGGCGCUUGAUGUGGCGAGGGGAAUGGCUUAUGUGCAUAGUUUGGGAUUCAUUCAUAGAGAUUUGAAGUCGGAUAAUUUGCUGAUAUUUGGUGAUAAAUCAAUUAAGAUUGCUGAUUUUGGGGUGGCCAGGAUUGAGGUGAAGCCGGAGGGGAUGACGCCUGAGACCGGGACGUACCGCUGGAUGGCUCCGGAGAUGAUCCAGCACCGACCCUACACCCAAAAAGUUGAUGUCUACAGCUUCGGUAUCGUCCUGUGGGAACUUGUUACAGGACUGCUCCCAUUUCAGAACAUGACAGCAGUCCAAGCAGCCUUUGCUGUAGUAAACAGGGGUGCUCGGCCGAACAUCCCAACCGACUGUUUUCCUGUGCUCGCUGAUCUCAUGACCCGCAGCUGGGACUCAAACCCUGACGUCCGUCCCUCCUUCGAGGAUAUUGUUAAAACUCUCGAGUACGCACAGGUCGAGAUCGGGUCCACCGUGCGCAAAGCACGGUUUCGGUGUUGCGUAAUGACGACUGACUGAAUGAAGAAGGAAGGUGUAGAAGUGAACAACAGAAGAAGAUAGAAAGGUGAACAUGCUUGAGCUUUUGUAUAUUUAGAACAUAACAGAACUUUGUUGCUGAAGUAGAUAAGUUUGGUGUGUUGCAUGUAAGUUUUAGUUUGCUCUUUGUUCCUUUUCCUGCCUUGUGCUCGACCAAAUUUCAUCUUUAAAAAAGUUGGAAUGGUUUAUAUCUUUGCAAGAUGGGAAAUUUCUGUGGCUGAUGACUAAAUCAUGUCCGGAUUUUAGUUGCUGAGAAAGUCAUCACCAAGGCAUUUUCAGUUGA